CUGAAAUCAUUUUACAGUGUACGACCCGGUUAACAGAUAUGGUUUACAAGCUUUAAACUAGCCAUUUAAAUUAACUAAAUGUGAGUCACCCACUACAAUAUGAUUGUGGGUUGACUGGGAUUGAGUGGGACGGAGUUGUAUUUGUGGCUACACUGUGGCAGCCAUAGUCUUAAAAUCAAGUACGAGAAAAAGUAUGGUGGUAAACUGUAACAGUAGUUCACACCAUGAUCCCUUGUAACCUUGACAUGCUCAGUGCUGUACAACAGGAGCCAGAGUGGAGAAGACGUGUGAAAGAAGAGGCAAUGUUUUUGUGUUAAAGUUUAUUUGUUACCACAUGAACCGUUUUGAGACUGCGUUACAAGUAUGGUCAGUGUUAUCAGUUAAAAAUCAGUGGCAAAAAGUUAUUAUCACAAGUAUAGCCCCUAUGCUGGCGUCCUAGUUGAUGUCAAUAAUGGACAUUUAAAAGACGUUUAAUAAAGACGUUGCAAAAACAAUCAUUCUACCUUGUCUGUGGAUGUCUUUUAAACAUCUAUUACUGACGUCCGGUGGACGUGUAAAAUGGACGUUUAAAAGAUGUUCAAUACUGGCGUCCAGUGGACGUGUAAAAUGGACGUCUAAAAGGCGAUGAAUAAAGACGUCGCAAAAACUUUCAUUCUGGCUUUUCAGUGGACGUCUUUUGAACGUCUGACAAAGACGUUACCUUGACGUCUUUUGGACGUGUCUUUGCACAGUGGGACACUGCCCAUCCCCACUCCUGGAGAUGAUACUGUUAAGGCUUUUGCUAAUACUCUGCAAGAUGGUCGGUCUCCUGCCGCGGGGCCUGGAGUCAAAUUAUCAGACACUUCUAAUUCCCUUCGAAAACUGAGCAAGGAGACUGUUCAUUAACCUGGAAGACUUGUAACUAUCUAUGUUAGUAGUAGUACAACAAGACAGCUGUACUUACAGCGGUCUAUUACAUUACAAACGUGGACUUAGACUUAGAAGUGAACUUUUCUGCUCUACUAAACUAGCAGAAUGUGUACAGAGCAGAUUUCUGAGCCUUACAAUAACAUUAACCAAAUCUCUCAACUUUUUAACUUCUCAACGCACAAAAGAAGCUACAUUCAUUUUGCCCGGGGACUUUUAUUUUAAAAUCAGCGAAGGACGAAGACCCCGGAAAUGACACUCGGUCAACAGCCCAACACAAUUUUGCAUCACUCGGAACGCUCGAGUUCAGCAACAACAGUAGAAAAUACUGUUUUCCAGCAAAUACUGAGAUCUGAGCUUCUCUGCAUCCGCUCAGUCGUCUCCGAGAGAACCUCCGAGCUUUGUUGGUCUCCUCGGCUCUUGGCGGAGUGAGUGUGAGAGGAUGGCGAACUACCGGGCGUUUCACACCCAGCUCGCGACCAUUAUGGAGACCCUGACUCGCGCGGCAGUGGCGGAAAUCUGCGAGCUCGUGGACGACGGCUACGCGAUUUUACACACGGAGAUUUCUCGGCACCAGAAGGAGAACGAAGAACUGCGACGGAAACUUCAGCUAAUCGAGUCUAUCGUGGCGGCUCGAGGGUACGGUGACGAGCGAGCGGCGUCCCGUGAUAGCCGCUGUGACGGGGCGGUGUGUGAGGCAGCGGCGAGUAGGAAAAACUGUGGAAGCAGAGAGUCGUCGAGCCGUCGCGCCAUGGCAGAGUCACGUGAAUCAGAAGAGCGGGGACCCGUUACACUGCACGUUAAAGAGGAAGGUCAGGAGGCACGAGGCGAUGAUGAUGAUGAUCUUGAUGGGGAGGCAGUUGCCUUGGUAGCACACAGUUCUGACGGUGAAGUGGUGGAGCUCUCAGCGCAAGAUGGCCCAUCAGACACACAUUCCAUAAAUGAUGAUGUUCACAUACUUGCAGACACACACUCCCCGAACCCUUAUGCAAACACACUCACAGAAUCACUCUCACAUACUGAAGAGUCCCAACACUCCAGCGUGGACCUCACUGCCUCAGAUGAACCCCUCUGUUCCUUUAACACCCACGCUGAUGCCGACCCACUCUCUGAUACGCACUCUGACAGCACUGGUCACGGCCGGCCCUUUUCAGAUAAAUUGUGCGUGAAGAGGGAGCCUUUGGUGUGUGAAGAUUUGGAUCUCACUUUGGACUGGAAUACGCACUCUGUGCGUAAUUCCCUGUCUCACUCCCACACCACCGCCGGAAUGGGCACAGACACACUGGCAGCCCACAGUUCCCCACUCUAUGCUGCACAACAUCUGGUUGCUCUGGGAAACGUGGCAGGGCUUGGGCUGUUUGGGGGACGUGGCUCUUUGCGGGGAGGUGGAGUUGGUGUAGGUGGCAAGAGGCAUUUCAUCUGUUCAAUCUGUGGAAAAAGCUUCACCACAGCGCAGAGCCUAGACACACACACACGGAUACACACGGGUGAGCGUCCGUACCGCUGUGAGCAGUGUGGCAAACGCUUCACCCAGUCUGGCCACCUCACAGCUCACCAGACUGUUCACACUGGAGAGAGACCGUAUGAGUGCACACACUGUGGCAAACGCUUUGCCGGAAAACAAUACCUCCGCAUACACACCAAGAAACACCACCCAGAGUCCUGAACACAUACAAGGCCACAGAAAACUAAUAUGCAUAUACACUGACUGGUCACUUCUCAAAGUACACCUCUUUCUAUCUACACUCAUUGUCAAUUUAACUACCUUCACUUGCUAUGUAAGGGCACUUUGUAAUUAUACAAUUACACACUGAAGUCCAUCUGUUUCACUGUAACCUUUCAUCUUGUUCUGCUAUGGUGAAGACCCCUACAGGACCCCAUAGAGCAGUUAUUAUUUGGGUGGUGGAUCAUUUUCAGCACUGCAGUGACACUGACUUAGUGGUGGUGCUACGUUGGUGUACGUUGUGCGGGUAUGAGUCAAGCAGGUAAAGCAGUUUUGCUGGACUUUUUAAACGCUGUCCACUCAUUUUCCACUUUUAGACACAGCUGCCUUGUUGGUCACCCUCGUAGGUGCAGUCAGAGCCAUUAGCACAUCUGAUUCUGCACAGUAGUCACAGGACACUGCUGACUGUAUGAUUUAGGUUUUUGGCCUAUUCUCAGCCCUGCAGUGACUGAGGUGCUUGAAAUCUCCAUCAGCAGGGCUGUGUCUGAUCCAUUCAUACUAGCACAAGGUCAGUGUCACUGUGGUACUGAAAAAUCCACCACCCAAAUACCUGCUCUAUAAAUGGUCAUGUGGACUAUGAACAUUAAAGAACAGGGUGAAAGGGCUAACAAUCUAUGCUGAAAACAAAUGGACUUACUGCUUAAGUGUAGAACCACAGAGUGAUCCUAUGUAGUAAGUGGAACUAAUAAACAAUGGGCCUCAUUCACUAGUAUCUUUCCAAGUUUCCUCUUAAAUUUCUUGUAGAGAAAAGUCCUAAGAAAAAGCCUACAUCAGAUAUAUGACGUGUUCUUAAGCCACAGAAUAGUUAGCACUCUUGUGCUCUUAAGUGUGUAUAUUCUUUUCUUACCCAAGAACAACUCCCAACUAAGAAAAUAUUGGUGAAUAUCAGAAUCUUCGUGAAAUCUUUAUAUAUGGGUUUCAAAAAGAAAUUUUCUUAAGAACAGUUGGUGAAUAGGACCCAAUGAGUGUAGAUACAAGAAGGUGUACUUUAAAAUGUGGCCUGCCAGUAUACUGUUAAAGCAUUACACAUCCCCCAUGGAUAUAGAUAUCCAUGGAUACACACUCUAAAAUGAGCUAAUACACUUCCAAAGGUAAAAUGUGUCCAUGUUCAUUCAAAAUGAAGAGAACUGGCCUACAUUUUAUACAAGCCAAGUAUUCAUGUUUAUCUAUAGCCUCAGGAUAUGGGCUGACCUGCAAGUCAGGAGAAUUGUAGUUGAAAGAAAAUUACAGGAGCAUUCCACCUAAAUAUGUUACAUUUGUGAUGACAAUUCAGAAAAACAGGAAACAUUAAGAAGAGCAGCUACUGGUGACGGCUCUUUCAAGUAUAUAUUCACUGUGGAACAAAGCAGAACAAGUUGGAUUGGGCAUGUCCAUCAGACAUGACGGUUGAAGGCAGUAAAGCCUGCCUCAUCUCUCCACAACUGUGAUUUGCAAGAAGAAAUGACCCAUUUGUUUUUUUAAACCUUUCCCUGAUUCUGUUGCAGUGUUGUUGUCUGGACGAUAUAGAUUUUUGCAAAUUCAGACUCUUUGAUGGCUUUUUCUUGGUGAAAAUAUUUUUUUGGGCCACAAAUAAGAUCUUAAACAUUUUAUUUAGGCCAGCAGAUGGAGGCAGAAUAAUAUGACCAAUGACCAAAGCAAAACUGUUAUGUGAAAUAGUUAUCUAUAAUGAUACUUCAAUAAAAAACCCUUCUUGUGU
This is a messenger RNA of Pygocentrus nattereri (red-bellied piranha), 4325 nucleotides long. RefSeq names its product zinc finger protein 235. Gene Ontology annotation, biological process: regulation of transcription by RNA polymerase II. The transcript has 3 exons. The record is from RefSeq and is a predicted model, not a curated record. Bases 1349 to 2572 code for a protein of 407 amino acids. Lineage: Eukaryota; Metazoa; Chordata; Actinopteri; Characiformes; Serrasalmidae. Gene Ontology annotation, molecular function: RNA polymerase II cis-regulatory region sequence-specific DNA binding; DNA-binding transcription factor activity.